Messenger RNA from Oikopleura dioica, 246 nucleotides. NCBI's taxonomy places the organism in Eukaryota, Metazoa, Chordata, Appendicularia, Copelata, Oikopleuridae. The record is from the annotation of a GenBank genome assembly.
AUGACUUUGAUUUACAAAACUUUCGCCAAGCAAGCCGGUGAAGACAAGCAACUUAAUAAAGCGGAAUUAAGAGGUCUCAUUGAAGAGGAGUUUCCUUCUCUCCAAGAUGCAGCCCUCCAUGCAGGUGAUGAAGAUACUGGCGAAAAACUCCUCAAGGAUUUGGAUUGGGAUGAGAGCGAAUCAAUAGAUUUCAUGGAGUAUGUCAGUUAUCUUGCAGCGACUACUUGUUGCAUUCACAAACACUGA